Molecule: messenger RNA, 1042 nt
Organism: Centruroides sculpturatus (bark scorpion)
Lineage: Eukaryota; Metazoa; Arthropoda; Arachnida; Scorpiones; Buthidae
Exons: 1
Coding region: 22-1008 (328 amino acids)
Biological process (GO): DNA replication, removal of RNA primer
Molecular function (GO): nucleic acid binding; RNA-DNA hybrid ribonuclease activity
Source: RefSeq, a predicted model, not a curated record
CCAUCAUCAAGCUCUACGUUUAUGCACUGGUGCCUUUUGCACCUCCCCUGUACAAAUCUGUAUGUGGAUGCUUAUGAGCCUUCACUGUCUCUUAGGAGAGAACAGUUGUCUCUUUUUUAUUAUAUAAAAGAGAAAUCUCAUACUAAACAUUCCAUUGAUUGUACAGUAUCAGAUACUCAGCUGACAAGGCUAUUUGAAGCUCGUCCAAGUAGUGUCCCUACAUUCAACAUAAGAAUGGAAAAUGUAAGAAGCACCAUUGACCUGAACACAAGCAACAAUUUACAGGCCGAGGUGUAUAGUAUACCACCUUGGUCAACUACUGUGAUAAAUGUUGACUUUUGCUUAAAGCAGUUUUCCAAGGAAUCCACUCUAGACUACAUUUACAGACAGCACUUUGCAGAAAUCCAACACAAUGACAGGAAUUUGAUUCCUAUUUACACUGACGGUUCUAAGUCGGAUGAUUACGUUGGUUCAGCGUUUGUCUGGCAGGAUGAAAUUGUGGCAGAGCAAAUCACAUCAAAUUCAUCUAUUUUUACUGCAGAGCUGUACGCUAUUCACUUAGCAUUAAAGUAUGUAAUUAGAAAAGGUUAUCGUCGCUGCGUUAAUUACAGUGAUUCACUUAGUGCACUUCAGGCUUUGAUCUCAUGUGAACCUAGUUAUCACUCUAUAGUGAUUAAAAUUCGUAAAUUGUUUUGCCAUUUUACUGCGAAUGAUUUAUUUGUAAAAUUUUGUUGGGUCCGAGGCCAUGUAGGUAUAAAAGGAAAUGAAGAUGCUGAUGCAGCCGCAAAGUCAGCUAGUCCUCCACAGCAUACAAUGCAUACUGAAGGAGGGGAUUUGAAACUAGUCAUUAAAAAACGACUAGCAGAGAGAUGGCAAGUUAUGUGGAAUGCACAAAUCUACAAUAAACUACAUGAGAUCGAACCGAUGAUAGUAAAUUGGACACAUAAUAGGCAGUAUGAUAGGAGAUCUGAGGUAGUCCUUACUCGUUUGAGAAUUGGACACACUUGAAUGACUCAUUAAUACCUCAUGAUGGGUGAUGAUC